Messenger RNA from Oncorhynchus kisutch (coho salmon), 2872 nucleotides. RefSeq names its product integrator complex subunit 9 (gene ints9). The transcript has 16 exons. Gene Ontology annotation, cellular component: integrator complex. The record is from RefSeq and is a predicted model, not a curated record. The coding region runs from base 577 to 2553 and encodes 658 amino acids. Lineage: Eukaryota; Metazoa; Chordata; Actinopteri; Salmoniformes; Salmonidae. Gene Ontology annotation, biological process: snRNA 3'-end processing.
GCUAUCGACAGACUGACAGCUACAGGGCACGGUCUUGGCGUCUCUCUCUGCAUGGCUUCUAUGUAGUAAUAUGUGUGUAGGUAGGCAAUCUGUUUGAGAUGAUUUGCGUCCCAUCAUGGAAUUCAUGUAACGUUAGCUAACUAAUUUCGCGUGUAUCCAAAGAUUAUGGAUAUACUGUCAAGAUACAUAUCUGUCCCCUAACAAUAGCAGUUAUUGACCACAAAGCGGCACGGCAGGCUGUUUAGCUUCCGCCUGUUAUUUAUUUGGAUUGGUGGAUACAUCUCAUUAUUGUAAUCAAUAUUUGAAUAUUGAAUAAGGGUUGUAGACGUCAACCGUCUGUAUUCAAUGGAGAGAUGCUACGCUACGAGCCUCAUCACAUGAAUAUGCAUAGCCACUCUCUCCCAAUAGUGUUCAGGUCAAGGAUGAACUCUUUCAUGCAAGGACACUUGGUACUCCACAACUGUAGGUGGUGGUAAAUUCAACUAUUUAUAUUUGCAACAAAGCGGUAUUCCAAAAGUAAGAAUUGUCCACAAUGCUGUAGAUAGACUUGAUUUGUCUACAUUAUAAUCGAUAAAGAUGAAAUUGUACUGUCUGUCAGGUCACCCCACCCUGCCUUGCAAUGUCCUCAAAUUCAAAUCCACCACCAUCAUGUUGGACUGUGGGCUGGACACGACCUCUGUCCUGCAGUUUCUACCACUGCCUCUGGUGCACAGCCCAAGGCUUUCCAAGCUCCCUGGAUGGGUGUCUAAAGAUGGCACAAUAAACCUUGAGAAGGAGCUGAAAGAGUGUGCAGGUCGCGUCUUUGUAGACUCACAGCCAGAGUUCUGUCUCCCUGAGAAAGAGCUGCUGGACCUGUCCACCAUAGACGUCAUCCUGAUCUCCAACUACCAUUGUAUGAUGGCCCUGCCUUACAUCACCGAGCACACAGGCUUCACUGGGACUGUGUAUGCCACAGAACCAACGCUGCAGAUCGGCAGACUUCUGAUGGAGGAGCUGGUAAACUUCAUGGAGAGAGUUCCCAAGGCCCAGUCUGCUACCUGCUGGAAGUAUAAGGAAAUACAAAGGCUUCUCCCUGGCCCGCUGAAGGAUGCUGUUGAAGUGUCGACUUGGAAGAGAUGCUACAGUAUGCAGGAUGUAAACUCUGCUCUCAGCAAGGUGCAGCUCGUGGGCUACUCGCAGAAAGUGGAGCUGUUUGGCGCCGUGCAGGUCACACCCCUGAGCUCUGGUUACUCAUUGGGUAGCUCUAACUGGAUCAUCCAAUCACAUUAUGAGAAGGUUUCGUAUGUCUCUGGCUCCUCCCUCCUCACCACACAUCCACAGCCCAUGGAUCAGAGCUCCCUAAAGAACAGUGACGUUCUGAUUCUGACGGGCCUCACGCAGAUGCCAACCGCCAACCCAGAUGGCAUGCUAGGGGACUUCUGCAGUAACCUAGCCAUGACGAUCCGUGCGGGUGGCAACGUGCUGGUGCCAUGCUAUUCCUCGGGGGUGAUCUAUGACCUCCUGGAGUGUCUUUACCAGUUCAUAGAGAACGCCAAUCUAGGCUCCACCCCCUUCUACUUCAUCUCGCCCGUCGCCAACAGCUCUCUGGAGUUCUCACAGAUCUUCGCAGAGUGGCUUUGUCACAAUAAGCAGUCCAAGGUCUACCUUCCAGAACCUCCUUUCCCUCACGCUGAGCUGAUUCAGACGAACAAGUUGAAGCACUACCCCAGUAUCCAUGGCGACUUCAGCAGUGAGUUCCGGCAACCGUGUGUGGUGUUCACCGGACACCCAUCUCUUCGCUUCGGGGAUGUGGUGCACUUCAUGGAACUGUGGGGAAAAUCCAGCCUCAACACUAUAAUCUUCACUGAACCAGACUUCUCCUACCUGGAUGCGUUAGCCCCGUACCAGCCCCUAGCCAUGAAGUGUGUGUACUGCCCCAUUGACACUCGGCUCAACUUCCACCAGGUCUCCAAGCUGCUCAAGGAGGUCCAGCCUCUCCAUGUGGUGUGUCCAGAGCAGUACACCCAGCCCCCACCAGCCCAGUCCCACCGCUCAGACUUGAUGCUGGAGCUGCAGCCCCCUCCCAUGCCCUAUCGCCGCUGCUCUGUGCUGGGCCUACCCUUCAGACGCCGCUGGGAACGCAUCCAGCUGCUGCCAGAUCUGGCCAAAUCCCUAGUGCCCUCUGAGAUCAAACCUGGCAUCUCUGUAGCAACUGUGUCCGCAGUUCUGCAGUCCAAGGAUAACAAGCAUACGUUGCAGCCAGUCCCUAAGCCCCCUCCGCUGCCCCCCAGUAAGAAGAGGAAGCGUGUAGUAGAGGAGCCCCCAGAAGUGCUGGCCCCCAAACCCCUGCUCAGUGGAGCUGUACCCCUGGAAGCCUUCUUAGCCAUGCUACACAAGCACGGUAUCACGGAGGUCAAGGUAGAGGAGACCGCAGACGGCCACAUUCUGCACCUGCAGGCCGAGGACACCCUGAUCCAGCUGGAGGAGGACGGGACACACAUUGUGUGUGACGACAACGAGCCACUCCGUACCGCUCUCAGGGAUCUGGUGCUGCGUUUCCUCAUGAAACUCUGACCUUUCCCCCUGACUUCAACGGCACCGAUUUUCCUCACUGUGCGCGUUUGAGUGUUACAUUGCAGUUGGCAACUGCAGACGGACUGUUCUGCAAAUCUGGCAUUCUAAAUGGCUACUUAUUAUAUGGUAGAUCAGUCCAUCUAGUCACCAACUGCUAUGUAGUCAAUCUCAAACAUGCACUUUCUCUACUGCAAUAGCUGGAAGUGGCUUCCUCGGCUUGUCUCCUCUGUUCAGCUGGUGAUGUCAUUGUUGUUUGUUUUGUAUGUAAGCAGGUAGUACUUUUAUAAAUAGUCUUGUAAUAAACUACAUUAAGGAAAAA